Vespa velutina is the source of this 4590-nucleotide messenger RNA. It is a transcript of the gene c-mos, whose product is annotated as serine/threonine-protein kinase mos. The record is from RefSeq and is a predicted model, not a curated record. Gene Ontology annotation, molecular function: ATP binding; protein kinase activity. The transcript is spliced from 4 exons. Lineage: Eukaryota; Metazoa; Arthropoda; Insecta; Hymenoptera; Vespidae. Gene Ontology annotation, biological process: protein phosphorylation. The coding region runs from base 1440 to 2423 and encodes 327 amino acids.
UUUUUAUUAUUAUUAUUAUUUUUUUUUUUUUUUUUCUUAUAAUUCAAGAGUUCCAUGCGUUUUAAUGUUUUACAGUUAAGUAAGUCUAAUGCAAAUGUAAGAAGAAAAUUUUAUCAAUACUUUCUUCAGAACAUUAGAAUUAUAGAUUAGAAUGUUUACAUUUUUAAUCGUAUUAAAGUUUGACUCUAUAUUAUAAUAUAUUGCAAUUUUGCAAUAUAUGGCAGAUAUAUAUAAAAAGAUCUAAAUGGAUGAAAGGAGAAAACCUUUUUUUUUCUAAUAAGAAAUAUUAGAGAGAAAGAGAAAGAGAGAGAGAAAGGAAAUAUUUUAUUUCGUCAAAAUAUUUUAUUAAUUAUUAUAUUAACAUUGUUAUUAACGAAAUGUUUACUUUGGCUGUUUCUGAAUAUAAUACACAGAUACACACACACACACACACACAAACAAACACAAACAAGACAUGCAUAUGCGUCCUCGCGCAUCUCUCAGAUCAUUUUACUAUAGUUAUUAUUCUCUACUAAAUAGAAUAAAAAAAAAAAAAAAAAAUAAAAAAAGAAAAAAAAAUAAGACAUACGAACAACAAAGAAAAUAAGAUAGUAGACUCUUAUAUACUUGUGAUAGAAACUGAGAGUAACUUAAAAAAAAAAAAAAAAAAAAAAAAAGAGAUAUAUAUAUAUAUCUUUUAUAAAAAAUAUAUAUAUAUAUAUGUAAUAAAAAAAUAACUCACGAUACUUUACGAGCAUGUUCUUAUUAGUAAUAUAAAGUUUGUAACACAUACAUACAUACUUACAUAUAUAUAUACAUACAUACAUACAUACAUUCAUACAUACAUACAUACAUACAUACAUACAUCUCUACAUACAUACAUACAUGCACACAGAUACCGAGGGAAAAUCGUCAGUAGAAAAUUACACUAUGUAUUAUUGUAGUAUUUGGCACACGUUAUUGUAUUCACACCACUGAUAUUACCUAUAUUGAGAGAGAUUAUUGAAAAACGAUCAUUAAUUGUUAUGAAGUGAGAUAGAGAGAGAGAAAAAUUGUAAAUAAUUUAAUUAUCGUACAGUAUUAAGAAGUAAUAAUUAGAAAUAUAGGCUCUUAGUAGCUGGUUUACGCCUUAAAAAAUAGAAAAUGAGAACAAAAUAAAACAUAUUUUAAUUGCUUCCCGUUGUUAAAUCCUUAUUUACUAAAUGUCUCAUCUUCUCUUUUUUUUUUUUUUUUUUUUUUUUUCCAAACAUUUUCUCAGAUAUAUAACAUAAUCGUUUGUUGUUAAGCAGAAAACAAAAUCAAUCUAUGACCUUUUAUAAUUUAAUAAGGAAUAGUAGAAGUAAACAUUAUUUCCCUCUACUUUUGGAGAUAUGUUUAAGUGAGAGAAAAAAAAAAAAGAAGAAAAAUAAGGUUUUUCAUACAAAAUGUAUUCUUUAAUUAUUCUUUGGGUCUGAUUAUGUAUGAAAUUUCAAUCGUUAAAUCAUAAAAAUAUGGCUUCGCCACGAAUAAUUUCAAAAUUUCAAAGUUUAUCACCAGUACCAAAUUUAAGGAAUUCAUUAACACCUAGAAGUUUUAUAAAAAAUAAUAAUUAUGUUAAAUCACCGGAAAAUAAAAAUAGAUUAUCACCUUUCAAUGUUAAUACACCUGACAGAAAAGAAAUUCUUCUAAAUGGUUUACCUAAUAAACAACGAAUUGUAUUAGGUACUGGAGGAUUUGGUACAGUCUAUAAGGCAUUAUAUAAAGGAAAUCAAGUAGCGGCAAAAAUAUUGAAGAAAUCAAAGGAUAACUAUAAUAGUAUCAAUUCGGAGAAGCAUGCUUAUUUAUUGAGGCAUACCAAUAUUGUUAAUAUUUUAACCAUAGAAGAAGGUGCUGCUUUAUCAUUGAUAACAAUGGAAUUAUGUGGUAUUACGUUGCAAGAUCAAUUGGAAAAAAAAGCUUUAGACAGAAGAGAACGUAUUCGUAUUUGGAGGGAUAUAGCUUGUGCUCUUCAAUUCUGUCAUAAUGCGGGUGUGGUUCAUGCGGAUGUGAAGCCAAAAAAUAUUUUAAUUGGAAAUUGUGGUCAGCCUAAACUUACAGACUUUGGGAGUUCUGUCUUAAUAAAUAAAGUACAUGCCGAACAGGCAUCUAAUAUAAUGACAAGUACACCAGGUUAUGCAGCACCAGAAGUUUUAUGCGGAAUAAUUCCCAGUCCUGCUGCAGAUAUUUAUUCCUUAGGCAUUUUAGCCUGGCAAAUCCUUUCUAGGAAAAUACCCUUUGAAGGAUUCCACGUGCAUACUAUUAUCUAUUUAUCUGUAAAAGGAAAGAGACCUUAUGAUGAAGAUCUCAACGAUGAAUUUCAAGGACGAUACAAGUCAUUAUAUAGAGAAAUGUGGUCUCAAAAAAUUACAGCUCGACCAAUAACAAGUAAAGUGAUCUAUACGCUGGAUAUCCUAAUGAAUAAAUAGGUUUUAUUUAAAUCAAAUAAUGUUCUAUACUUGUUAGUAUACGCGUCGCUUAUUAUUAUACAUUAUUAAAUAAAUUUCGUGUUUACAUAUAAUAUAUAUAUAUAUCAAAUAUGUGAAAAGAGAAACGUUAUUUUAUGUAUCUGGCAUCUCUCCACCAGGCACAAGCUGUAAAAAGAAAAUCAAUUGUUAAAUUGUACGAUUAUAUCAAUACAUAAAUAAUUAUUUUUUAUUAUAUACGAACCAUGGUGAUAUUGCUACCGUUUAAAAGAAUUUGAUCUAAUUUUGUAACUCGUCGACCUUCAGGAGUUGCUUCGCUCUCCGUCACAUCCUCCAAUAACAUAUUUACAAAAUCAUCGAAUCCUAACAAAGUACCAACGAUCUCUUUAUCGUUUUUCAUUAUAAUAUGUAUUCGCGAUCCAAUACAUUUAUCGACCAAUUCUGUGAAUUUCGUAUGAAUUAUUUUUAAAAAGGAUAAAUAACAAAGUCAAUGGAUGUACAUACGUAAUAUAUAUAUAUAUAUAUAUAUAAAUAUAUAUGUGUGUAUAUAACCACAAAAAUAUUACAUACAAAUUAUUAUGUCACUUACCUAAAGGUAAUAAGGUAGAAGGAUUUGUACUAACCGAACUAGUCAUUAUUUAUAAUAAUUUAAUCGAUAGAGAGAGAGAAAGAGAAAUCACAAUUUAAAAAUAAUAUUUAUAUCUCGAAAUAUAUUUACGUACUGCUAUACCGCGCUUUUAGCGUACAACAAUCCAGUGUUACCAAAUUCGUCCGAAGAAACUCAAUGUCCUAUCGUAAAAUUUGUUUCUUAAGAAACUACAUUAUCGACGUUAUCUCAUUUGCGCCAUCUCUCGUGUAAAUGACGAAUAUCAUUUUUAGAAAAAUCCCGUGAAGAAGAUCGAAAGAAUUGAAACAAUUUCAUAUGUAAAAAUAUUUUAAAUCCAAUCUCAAAAUUAGAUACGAAAAUAUAUUUUUGCGUCAUUGUAGAUCUUCAUUCUUUAACAAGAAAAUAUUUAUUUGAGAUUUUAUCAAAGUUAAUAAAAACAUUACGCUCAAUCGAACGACCAAUGAUAAUCGAAUGAUAAUCGAAUAUUCCGCGUGCUCUUAGAUGGCGCCACUGGAGUUAAAGAAACAAAGGCGGUCUUUUGGUCAAUGACAGAAAAUCACACGCUACAGUAGGAUUAAGACCGUCGUCGUACUUGGUGUGCGCGUUUAUCACGAAACUAAGUGAAUAUUGAAAUUAUCUUAAUAUUACAAUAUCAUAAGAGACAAUAUUUUUAAGGUGGUAAAAACGUGCUCGUUUAAGUUUAUGUUAAAUCGAAAAUUAAAUCUUUAUCGUUCGAUCGGUAGUCGGUGAUGCGCUGCAGCGGCGGCAACGACGACGACGACGACGAGGACGACACGUUUGAGUGAUAACGACCUUCGACUUUCCCCUUAAAAUUUCGAAAUACGAUCAUCUCGUUAUCUUAAUAUUACGUAUGCGGUCUCACAAAGAUUAAUCAACGUAUUCGAAAUAUUUCUAAAUUGCGUUCAUCGUCAUACCUAACCUAACGCAUCGAGGAUAACGCGUAUUCGAAUACGAUUAAACAAAAAAACAAAAAAAAACACUCUAAUGAGAAUUAACGACGAGUAAAUUGUUAAAAAAAAGAAAAAGGAAUAAUAAAUAAAUAAAUAAACAAAAGAAAAGAUAUAAAUUACGAUCAAAAUAUCUAUUGAUUUCUCUAUCGUUUUAAUAAAAACAUAACGAGAGAUUCUCAGGUCUCGACUACGCGUCACCAUAUUAAAAGGCUCUUGAUAUAAUUUCGAAUCAAUUUCGAAAUCAAAUAAGAUGUCUCGACGAAAAAAUCAAUCAGAAAGAAACAUGAAAUCGUUCAUAAAUAUGUUUUAUAAAUAAAUUAUAUACAUAUAUAUAUAUAUAUAUAUACACAUACAUAUAUAUAUAUAUAUUUAUAUAUACGCAUACACACUUUUUCCAUAUCAUUUUGAUUUUUUCGCAAAGUUGCGAAAGAACCAGAGUUUGCUUCGUAUCAUUCGUUGUGGAGGCAGAUUAAUUCACCCGAUCGUUACAAUUUCUUAUCUACAAAGAAAAUAAUUUUAAUCACGGAAAAAAAAAAAAGGAAAAAAAAAACAAACAGGCAAAAACAAAAACAAAAACGUACAAACUCUCAAA